GCGAUUUUAAUCGAUAAGAAGUAUUUCGAACGUCUGGAAAAUCAAUUUCUCUUCUCCGGCUACUUGCUAGAGUAAGGACCCUGUCCCAGCUGAAUCCUAUGGGCUGGCUCGCUGCAUUAUUUGUAGCCUAGCCGUAACUUAUCAGUUGAACUUAGUGAGGUGUCGAAUGCUCUGUUUGCUAGCAGACAACACUGAACAAAGAAAACAUCAGGAAACUAGUCUAAACAUUGUUAGACCCCAUCGUUUGGAGGCAUGCCAGAAAAGAUAUGCGAAUACACGGAGAAUGGGUACCCUCGCGAUGGAUUAGCAGCUUACCGUUGAACCUGCAUCGGACCACACUCAGCUUUCCCUGCUGUGCUCCUGGACGUAAUCUUGGAAGUUUACACCGAGCAGAUCGUUUCCUUUUGGCCAAAUCAAAGAAGCGAGUUUCUGGGACUAUCGCUCUGGAGCACAGCCAGACUGAAGAUCUUGGUUUGAACAACAGCAAUUCCGCGUCACCUGCGAAACUUUCCAAUGAGGAGCUUAGUCAGAUUAACAGUUUUAUCGAUCGCCUUUGGCAGAUGCGAGAUAAAAAUGGAAAGAACAUCAUGCUCACUGAAGAAGAGAUGACGGGCUUGUGUCAAAAAUCUAGGCCUUUGUUUUUAAAUCAGCCUAAUGUUCUAGAUUUGCAGGGACCGCUAAAGAUAUGCGGAGAUGUCCAUGGUCAGUACAGCGACUUGCUACACAUUUUCGAAUUAUGCGGCAAACCAGAUAAGAUCAAUUACCUUUUUCUUGGAGACUAUGUGGACCGAGGACGUCACAGCUUAGAAACCAUCUCUCUGCUACUGUGUUAUAAGUUGAAAUACCCUUGUCGUUUUUUCUUGCUGCGUGGAAACCAUGAAACACAGUCGGUGACUCGCAUCUACGGAUUCUUUGAUGAAUGUAAACGGAGAUUUUCAGUGAAGUUGUGGAGGCAGUUUGUGGACACUUUCAACUGUUUGCCAGUUUGUGCAAUUAUAGAGAAUCAAAUUUUCUGCUGCCACGGUGGAUUAUCACCCGAAAUGCUGACUCCUGAAGUUACGGAUCUUUUCGAAUUGAAGCAGAAAAUUAAGAGAAUACAAAGGCCAUGUGAUGUCCCGGAAUGUGGCUUACUUUGUGAUCUAUUGUGGUCCGAUCCGUGGUAUAUCGAUGUAACAGAGAAAGGCACUGAGCCGAGCGGCUGGGAGCCAAGUGAAAGGGGAGUAUCGUUUAUGUUCGGCCCUAACGUGAUCGACCAAUUCCUAGAGAGGUUCAACCUCGAUCUGAUCGUACGUGCUCACCAAGUUGUGGAAGAUGGAUACGAAUUUUACGCGAAUCGAUCCCUUGUUACAGUGUUCUCUGCACCAAAUUACUGCGGCGAAUUCGAUAACGCGGCCGCGGUAUUUUGUUUGUCUCGUCUGACAACAAAUUUAGAAAGCUUGCAACCUACUCAUUCCAACUUGAUCACAGAUGAAGAAGAAAUGCCUCACGAUGAGGCCGACUUAGAGGGUAGCUUUCAAAUUAUCAGGUCUGUUGCAACUAAAAAGUGAGCUUCUGCUCUGCGUUGACGGUCCAUUCAAGUUUCUUGCAGCUGCUUUGCGAUCUGUUAAUCCCACAACAAUCGACUCUUUCUGUACACGUCACUUUCAUUUGGGUAAAUAACCCUUUUCAACCU
Molecule: messenger RNA, 1672 nt
Organism: Dicrocoelium dendriticum
Lineage: Eukaryota; Metazoa; Platyhelminthes; Trematoda; Plagiorchiida; Dicrocoeliidae
Source: the annotation of a GenBank genome assembly